Messenger RNA from Glycine soja, 1563 nucleotides. Its product is annotated as DNA damage-repair/toleration protein DRT100-like. Lineage: Eukaryota; Viridiplantae; Streptophyta; Magnoliopsida; Fabales; Fabaceae. Gene Ontology annotation, molecular function: protein binding. The transcript has a single exon. The coding region runs from base 38 to 1141 and encodes 367 amino acids. The record is from RefSeq and is a predicted model, not a curated record.
ACAUGCACUGAAAUAGUUAAACACUCUCUCUCACUCAAUGGCUUGGCACUCGUUCCUCUUAUUAGCGACGGCCAUUCUCGCCGUUGUGUGCUCCGCCGUGAGCGGUUGCUCGCCAUCGGAUAGGGCGGCGCUGCUGGCCUUCCGGAAGGCGCUGAGCGAGCCCUACCUUGGCCUCUUCAACUCGUGGACGGGCUCCAACUGCUGCCUCGACUGGUACGGCAUCAGCUGCGACGCCACCACCGGCCGUGUCACCGACAUCAACCUCCGCGGGGAGUCCGAAGACCCCAUCUUCGAGAAAGCCGGUCGCUCCGGCUACAUGACCGGAAAACUCUCAGAGGCGAUCUGCGGCAUCGACACCCUCACCACCCUCGUCGUCGCUGAUUGGAAAGACAUUGCCGGGGAGAUCCCCACCUGCGUCACCGCGCUUCCCUCCCUCCGCAUCCUCGACCUCAUAGGGAACAAGCUCUCCGGCGAGAUCCCGGCCGACGUGGGGAAACUCUCACGUCUAACCGUCCUGAACCUGGCCGACAACGCCCUAAGCGGCAAAAUUCCAGCGUCCAUCACCCAGCUGGGCUCACUCAAACACCUGGACCUCAGCAAUAAUCAGCUCUGCGGCGAGAUUCCGGAAGACUUCGGGAAUCUGGGCAUGCUGAGCCGCAUGUUGCUGAGCCGGAACCAGCUAACCGGUAAAAUACCAGUUUCUGUCUCCAAGAUUUACCGGCUUGCGGACUUAGACUUAUCCGCAAACCGGUUAUCCGGUUCUGUCCCGUUCGAACUCGGGACAAUGCCGGUUCUAUCCACACUGAAUUUGGAUAGUAACUCUUUAGAGGGCUUAAUUCCUUCGAGUUUGUUGAGUAAUGGGGGUAUGGGCAUUUUGAACCUUAGUCGAAACGGGUUUGAAGGGUCCAUACCCGACGUGUUCGGGUCACACUCGUAUUUCAUGGCUUUGGAUUUGUCUUUCAAUAAUUUAAAGGGUCGGGUACCCUCUUCGUUGGCUUCGGCUAAGUUUAUCGGGCAUUUGGAUCUUAGCCAUAACCAUUUGUGUGGAUCCAUUCCUCUCGGAGCACCCUUCGAUCACCUCGAAGCGUCGUCGUUUACUAGCAAUGAUUGCUUGUGUGGGAACCCCUUGAAGACUUGCUAGUUAUAGUGGGUGACCCGGGAUCCGAAUGCGUACCCGGAUAGAUACCCGAUUUGUUUACAAGGUGUGGUGUAAUAAUUUUAUUUUAUUUUGUUGUUAAGUGGUGUAAGUGUAAUAUAACGUUUUAGUGAGAAAGUUGAAAGAGAGAAAGGAAAAGAAGUGAGGGCAUAGGCAUCUGCGUGCACGUGCACGACAAGACAAGGGUUUCAAGGAAGGAAUUCAUGUUUGUGUGGGAGGUCAAGCUUAUUUGAAAAUUAUUCCUGUGCUGCAUGUGAGCUUCCUUGUUUUACUAGUAUAAUGUAAAAGAAGAUAUAUGGAUAAUGAUUUCAUUACUGUUCUUCCUUUACUAAUUUUAAGGGUUUUAUUUUUUAUUUUUUGUGAAUGUUAAGGGUUUGAUUUAUAUAUAUAGUCACAUGCAAAAGUUA